ACAUGAAACCUAACGUAAACAUUCAACAAUGUUGCUCCUAACCGGCAGAUCGCAGCUGCUGCGCCAAUUUAUUGAAAUAUCUAAGAACGUAAUUGCACAAAGGGGCCAACAAAUAAACUACUGCAAAGCAGCUACUGCGCUGCGUCCAAGAAAACCAAAAUCUACACGCAAAGAGGCGCAAUACUUUUCGGAUGCCAAGCGGGUGCGUGCAGUGGGCGGAAAGGGUGGCGAUGGAUGCGUCUCCUUUCUGCAGCUGUGGUGCAAUGAGCGAGCAGGACCGGACGGCGGAGAUGGUGGCAACGGGGGCCAUGUGGUCUUCCAGGCGUCCAACGAUGUGCGCAAUUUCAAUCACGUCGGCAGCGUGCUUCGUGCCGAGGAGGGUGAACGUGGAGACUCCAAGGAGUGCCAUGGCAAGAAUGCCAAGCAUUCUGUGAUCAAAGUACCAAUUGGCACGGUCAUCCGCAAUUCCCAGGGUCAGAUUGUUGGAGAUCUGGGGCACGCGGACUUGAUGUUUGUGGCUGCGCGCGGUGGGGCCGGCGGCAAAGGAAACCGAUUCUUUACCACAGACAAGGAGACCAGUCCCAAGGUCUGCGAAUAUGGACCAACCGGCGAGGAUCUCUCCUACACUAUAGAGCUGCGCAGCAUGGCCGACGUCGGCUUGAUUGGCUAUCCAAAUGCCGGUAAGAGCACCUUGCUGAAUGCCCUAACCCGUGCCAAGCCCAAGAUUGCUCCGUAUGCCUUUACCACGCUAAGGCCGCAUCUGGGAACCGUUCAGUAUGACGAUCUGGUGCAGCUCACCAUUGCCGAUCUGCCUGGACUCGUGCCCGAUGCACAUCUCAACAAGGGCCUGGGCAUACAGUUCCUUAAGCACGCCGAGCGUUGCACGCUGCUGCUCUUUGUGCUGGACGCCAGUGCGCCUGAGCCGUGGACCCACUAUGAACAGCUUAUGCAUGAGCUGCGGCAGUUUGGCGGCAGCCUGGCCAGUCGGCCGCAGCUGGUGGUGGCCAAUAAAAUGGACGCGGAUGACAGUGCGGACAACUUUAAGGAACUGCAGCGUAGGCUACAGAAUCCAGUGCUCGGCAUAAGUGCAAAAAUGGGACAAAAUCUCGGCCAACUGCUAAGCAGCAUUCGCUCGGGCUUUGACCGCCACAAUACGCAGGAAAUCGACACUAGCUAGAGAGGAUGAUUUGUUGUAAGAUUACAGAUUUUAUUUGUAUUGCUAAAGUAAAUUGUAUUUUUAUACUAUAA
Drosophila guanche is the source of this 1248-nucleotide messenger RNA. RefSeq names its product mitochondrial ribosome-associated GTPase 2. Gene Ontology annotation, molecular function: magnesium ion binding; GTP binding; GTPase activity. The coding region runs from base 29 to 1177 and encodes 382 amino acids. The transcript is spliced from 2 exons. Gene Ontology annotation, cellular component: mitochondrion. The record is from RefSeq and is a predicted model, not a curated record. Lineage: Eukaryota; Metazoa; Arthropoda; Insecta; Diptera; Drosophilidae.